AAAUUACAGAAAAUAAUCUUUUAGAAAAUGAGAUUUGGACUAAAGAAGAGCUUUUAAAAUUUAAAAAAUUAUAUUAUAAAGAAAAGGAUAUUAUUGAAAAACAAGAUGAUGAUAAUCAAGAUUUAGAAAAUGAAAUAAAUUUAUUACAAAAUAAUGAUUUUAAAAAAAUUUUUGAAAAAAAUUGUUGUGAAAAAAAUUGUUUACAAACUCAAGUUGAAUAUUCU
Molecule: messenger RNA, 224 nt
Organism: Dentiscutata erythropus
Lineage: Eukaryota; Fungi; Glomeromycota; Glomeromycetes; Diversisporales; Gigasporaceae
Source: the annotation of a GenBank genome assembly